AUGGCUGAAACCGGGCAUCUCAGCGGCCACCCGCAAUCAGGAAACACAUCGAUUGAGAUUGCUGCUCUAACCGUGACAUUCACAGGAGUCGUUGAUCGUAAACCCACCAAUGGCCAUUCCGAAAAGCCAGCCUCCGGACAGCCCUUGACUCAUUUCCACUCGAUUGUUUACAGCUUACUCAGUUGGGAACGGCCCCAAACAACCGCCAUUUCUUAUGCUAGUGUCGCCGGUAUGAUCGUUGCCGGCCGCUACCUUCCUUUGCUUCGCUGGGCAUUGAAACUGCUAUACGUCUCCCUUGGAUUUACGGCCAUCGUCGAGGUUAUCGGGAGAACUGUGUUUGGUCGUGGCUUGAUGAGCGGCUCCCGUCCUCGCAAGUACUAUACGAUUCCCAAAGACACGGUUGAAAGCUUGCUCGAGGACCUCGAGCAAUUGAUGGACUUUUUCCUCAUCGAGUUCCAGCGCAUCUUGUUCGUCGAGAACCUGUCCUAUACACUGGCCACAUUCACCGCUGCUUUGGUUUCUUAUUGGCUCGUGCGAUUCUUGCCCCUCUGGGGUUUAGCCCUUAUCGGCGUCAACAUUGCCUACCUAGGGCCGCUGCUUUACCUUAGCAACAAGGAGUUCAUUGAUGAACAAAUUAACGCCGUGCAAGACUUGAUCAACGCGCAAGCGCGGGAAGUAAAGCAUAUGGCGGAAGCGCAGACCAGUCAGGCUACCGACAUUGUUAAGCAAUACGUUGGUGAAUAUCGUGCAAAGGCGCACGAAUACGUCGUUACCCCCCUCUCUCACCAACCAUCCCCAGAUGCGAACCAAAAGCAGAUUUCGGAUACCCCGGUCAAAACCGAGUCCCAACCGGGCCCAACAGCUUUGGAGCAUGCAGAUUUCCCGGAAACGCCACAGAGUGAGCUUCUUCCUCAUGUUCGCGAUGAGGCAAAGGGAGAGGAUGCUGGCCCGGAACUGGUUCCUGCAAUGUAA
Messenger RNA from Uncinocarpus reesii 1704, 972 nucleotides. RefSeq lists its product as uncharacterized. The record is from RefSeq and is a predicted model, not a curated record. The transcript is spliced from 7 exons. Lineage: Eukaryota; Fungi; Ascomycota; Eurotiomycetes; Onygenales; Onygenaceae. The coding region runs from base 1 to 972 and encodes 323 amino acids.